Radiomyces spectabilis is the source of this 866-nucleotide messenger RNA. RefSeq names its product P-loop containing nucleoside triphosphate hydrolase protein. The coding region runs from base 85 to 762 and encodes 225 amino acids. The record is from RefSeq and is a predicted model, not a curated record. The transcript has 2 exons. NCBI's taxonomy places the organism in Eukaryota, Fungi, Mucoromycota, Mucoromycetes, Mucorales, Radiomycetaceae.
UUUUAUUUUUGUAAGGCACAUUGUCCAUUGGACGCUUUGCUUUCUUGUUUAACAAUAUACCACUUUUUUUCCCAAGUAUAUACCAUGGCACCGCUUGAAGUGAUUGGAGCAGGCUUUGGCCGUACAGGUACCCAGAGCUUGAAAGAAGCAUUAAAUACAUUAGGAUAUAAUACAAUGCAUAUGACAUCGUUUAUAGCCGACCCUACGCUGGAUCCUACUAUUUUUAAGGAUGCCUAUAUGGAUAAAGACAAGCCUGUUGAUUGGGAUCAAGCUUAUAAAGGCUUUACGGCCGCCGUGGACUGGCCAACUUGCCUUUUCUACAAAGAACUGAUGGCCAAGUACCCAAAUGCCAAGUUUAUUCUUACCAUGCGAGACGCUGAUAGCUGGUAUAAAUCGAUCAAAAACACCAUCCACCCACGAGUCCGUGACGUCCUUGCGGGUGGCGACCAUCCUGAACAUCUGGUUCGCAUGGUGGAUAUGGUAGCCACGGUGGAACUGGAUGGGGCGCACAGGGACCCGGCGUUAUUUGCGAACGAGGACGAAAUGAAGCGUCGUUUUAUGAAGCAUAACGAAGAAGUCCAACGAACGAUUCCGGCCGAGCGUUUGUUGAUAUUACAACUGGGGGAAGGGUGGGAUCGCUUGUGUCGAUUUUUGAAUAAGCCAGUUCCCAAGGUGCCUUAUCCAAGUAGCAAUUCAACCGAGAAAUUCAAUGCGUCAACUGAGCGAUUUUUGUCUCAAGCAGCUGCAAGCAGCAGUGCCUAAUUUUAGUGUUCAAUGGACGCCAUCCCUAUACGCUGUACAAUUUUCAUGUGACUGAAAAAUAAAUCAAGCUGAUUCAUGCAUGCAGCUUUUGAGUUAUACAGUGA